Messenger RNA from Phragmites australis (common reed), 3450 nucleotides. RefSeq lists its product as uncharacterized. The record is from RefSeq and is a predicted model, not a curated record. The transcript is spliced from 4 exons. NCBI's taxonomy places the organism in Eukaryota, Viridiplantae, Streptophyta, Magnoliopsida, Poales, Poaceae. Bases 660 to 3002 code for a protein of 780 amino acids.
AAACUUAUGUCUCGAGCUUGGAGUAUAGGAUGAAAGCCGUCUACUUUCUCAAACUACUGUUGUCAAAUUAUUUCUUAAUUUACUAAAAAGUCAAUCUGCCAAGUGAAAAAUGAUAUGAGUUGAUCUCUAUCAAAAAAUCUUUCAUAAUAUUACAAUAUUGUUAAUUUCUGUAAACGUGUUAUAACAGAAAGUCAGGAACACAUUGUCAAAAUGUUUUGGAUACCAUUUCAAUCUCCAAAACACACAUAUUUCAGACCGGAGUCAAUAAUUUGAAGUGAGUUUAAAAUCUGGCUCCAAGAUCAGCAAACAACCAACACCAUGAAUUCAUUAAUUACAUCCAGUGAUCUUUUUGAAGAUAACUAGAACUUGCUAGUUAUUUGUCUUGCAGUAUUCGUUUUCGCAUCAUACUUUGUGAGGUGGCACUGGCAUGGUCUGUCUUUAUUUUUUAACACAGCCGAGAGUAUGCACGAAGACCUAUGUAUCUUCAAUUUUGAUAAGGAGAGCGAACAAAGGUCAUCUACCACCAAACCACACAGCACGACACGAACGGCACAUCGACGGCCUGGCCUCAACGCGCCGAGGACUGGUGGAGCGGCCCUAGGGUAACGGUGGUGUGCAACGAGGCACUGGUACUACUGGCUGCUAUCAGCCUGUUCUUCAUGGCCACCUUUGGGUCCCGGCGUCGCCGAAGCAGAAACUUACUCAUCCAAUACGGUGUCUUGGGCGCAUACACGUUGUCCUCCUCCCUGGUGCCACACGCACUUGGUUCUAUGCAGUCAUCCGCAGUGAAGAGCAGCAUGUACCCCAUUUGGGCCACAUCCCUUUACCUCCUCAUUGGUUGUGCUGAUUCGAUUACAGCUUAUAGUCUCGAUGACAACAACCAUUUCACACGUCAGCAGUUUUUGUAUCUUCUCUACAAUACAUAUUUGGGGUUAAUUACCAGAUCUGAUAUUACCCUGAUUUCUUAUCUGCUAUUGGUUGCUCCUCAUAAAUUUUUGCAAAGAAUCUGGGCAUAUAAUCUGGCAAGCACAUCAUGGAACUUGAAUAAAAUGGUUGCUGACUACAUGUAUCAGGAGCACACCAAGAGUGGAUCAUCUUACGAUCCAACCAGCAUGAAAGGUUAUCAUUACUUAGUUGAUUGGCCCCUCCGCGAGUCAAAACUGGAAGCUGGGAUGUUAUAUGCAACAGAAUCAAGAGCGGACGGUGCUCAAGUCAUUGACAUAGAGAGAAUAUGGCUGUGCUGUGGACUAAGCCCAGAGCUGAAGGAUGUGUGCCUUUCCUUCUCUCUAUUUCAUCUGUUGAGGAGGCGCUUCUUUGGGUUUGCAUGCGCUGAAUCUUCGCAGCGGAAGACACAUGAUUUUGUCUUCAAGGGGCUUCUGUCCAAGAAUGAGGAUGGCGGCGUCGAUUACAACAGGGUUUUCAAGGUGAUUGAGGUUGAGUUAGCUUUUAUGUAUGAUUUCUUCUUCACCAAGUAUGCUGUCGUUUACUAUGGAUCUAAAAAGGUUUCAACGAUUUGGUCCUUGGCUUCAGCUACCUUAAUAUCUGUGACAGUCUACCAGCUGACAACCAGAAUUGCCUCUAAUCCGAAUGGGUCCGAUUUCCUGCACACCACAACAUCUGAUGUUGUUAUCACAGUUCUGAUACUAGCAUGCAUUGCUUUGCUUCAGUUUCUCCAAGUGUUGCUUUUUUGGAAUACCAUUUGGGGCAGAGUGUCCUUUGUUUGUCAUUAUGUCCGGGAAAAAGCAGUGAACAAAAGGGGAAGCAUCUGCAUGAGACCUUUUCAAAAGAGCUGUUGUAUGAGAUUCAGGGAGAUUAUUCUUACCAAGAUUAUCGGUGUGUCCACAUCAAGGUCAAGCAAAUGCUACUAUCAAAAUAAGCUUGGGCAGUACUCCUUGCUUGAAUCAGUGAGAUACAAGCAGCACAGUCCACCUAAGGUAGGGCAUAGUAGGUUUAUGCAACGAUUUUGUAGCCUUCUUAUGCAUCCAGACUUUGAUCACCUUUGUGAGUGGAACAAAGACAUUAUUCAUGCAAAAAGUGUCCGCAAGGGACGUGGGAAACCUGCAGCUGUCAAUUUACCUGCAGAGGUAAAAAAGGCACUUGUCAAUUCCCUCCAACGUACUCAGGGUGUUCUAGCGAGCGGAGAAUCGUCAUUGGUGUACAAUGAGGUGCGUGACCUCUUAUGGGCUUGCAGGCAUGAUAUGCUCCCAGUCUCAGACAAGGAGAAUCAGACGCACGUCAUUCUGACUUGGCACAUUGCAACAUGUUACUGCGAGAUGGCAGCAUUGAAAAAUCUUUCCCCUAGUACUUUGGGGGGAGAACUCAAGUUCCAUCUUGACGUCGCCACCAUACUAUCCAAGUACUGUGCAUACCUGGUGGUAGACCAGCCAAAGUUGCUUCCUGGGCACCACUAUGAUACAAGCCUUGUUUUUGAUUCAGUUGCAGUGGAAGCAGCGCGAUUUCUGCGAAAAGAGAAAGACAAGUAUGAGGCCAUGAGAAGUUUGCCUGAAUCGACAGAGACAUCCAUCUUCCGGAAGGGUGUAAAGCUGGGGAGGCAGCUCGAGGAGAUGGAAGACGACAAGCGUUGGAAGGUGCUUGCGGAUUUCUGGGUGGAGAUGUUGCUCUACGUCGCACCAUCAGAUAAUGUGAAGGAGCAUAUAGAAUGCCUGGCAAAUGGAGGGGAGUUUCUCACACAUUUGUGGGCGUUGCUCUCCCACGCCGGCAUUCUGGACAGGGGGCAAAGGAAUGUCGCCGACAUAGAAAAUGUAGGAGCUGACCAGCCCAAUCCUGGAGAGCUAUCAUACGGUGCAGCUCUGAGGCUUCGCCGUGCGAGCUCCUACCUCGACAGGUGUAGAGAAGGGGCGGCCCCUGCCACCUGCUCCACAAAUCAACCAGCAACGAGUGCAAACUGUGUGCAACCACCGGAAAUAUCUGUUGAAGGUGGAAGGACAGUUACAAGUGGACAAAGCGGUGGAAAUGAUCAGUUCCAAGGCGUGGCAACUUAAACGUUCAAGAAGUCAAGAGCAAGUGCCUGGAAUCACCGGAUAGAUUCCGGGGAAGCUCUGGCAUCUUUAUCCUAGAAGGGGCAACAUUCUUCGCUUUGUGAAUUCAUUUACAUAAUCGCAAUCUAUCUCCAUGAUUCGCUUUAGUGAUUUUCUGUUACUGCAAGUGUGUGCUUGGAAGGAUGCUGGUGCGAUCGAUUUCUCGUAUUAAGGCAUUGGCUACUUGUUGGUUAUGUUAUGCAUUUAGGUCAUUGCUCGCUGCUGUACUAGCAUUGCUUCUCUUCAUAUCCUUGUCAGUUGUUUCGGACAAUACCCUGUGGUCGUGUGUAUUGCUGCACUUUGUAUCUUGUUUUCUCUACUUAAGGAAUGAUACUCAGCUCUACUGUACAUUCUUGAAGAAAAAGUAAUAUUUUGUGUGCUUAGGUGCUUCGUUUUAUCUGAAUUGCCUGUU